Molecule: messenger RNA, 6142 nt
Organism: Clupea harengus (Atlantic herring)
Lineage: Eukaryota; Metazoa; Chordata; Actinopteri; Clupeiformes; Clupeidae
Gene: ago1
Product: argonaute RISC component 1
Molecular function (GO): RNA binding; protein binding
Source: RefSeq, a predicted model, not a curated record
AGAAACGAUGAAGAGGAGGGGGGGCUGUUGGAAAUCGGGGGAGAAGGGCUGGCCGUUUUUGUUCCACUGGAGAAUCCUGCUUGAACGGUGAGCAGGAAUACAACAGACUACAACACCAAACAGCGCCGCGGGCAUUUCUAGCAGUCGAUCCGAAUCAAGACCUUUUCCUAAGGGUAGACUUGGAGAGUGGAAGGCGAUUUUAAGAGCCCUUGCCUGAGCACAGCUUGGGGAGACCAGCAAGAGAGCUAUUGUCGUUAGCUACAACUCUGCGGGUCUGGGGUUCCAGCAGGGGCAGGGGGCGGGGGGUUACCGAGGAAGGAAAAGCCUGCACGCCGAGAGGAGGCUGGAAGUCUGAAACGCUUCCAGCCUGACGCGGCCGGCGUUGUGGCGAUAUAGCUUUGGAUUGUGUAUUGGACAAUCGCGGCUACGUGGAUGGGAUGGAGCCGGGACCAUCUGGCGCUGUGCCCAUGGGGCCUUACCCCCCUCCCCUCCAGCAGGUGUUCCAGGCCCCGCGCCGUCCGGGGUUUGGCACCGUGGGCAAACCCAUCAAACUCCUGGCCAACUACUUUGAGGUGGAGAUCCCCAAGAUGGACGUCUUCCACUACGAGGUGGACAUCAAGCCCGACAAGUGCCCCCGACGAGUCAACAGGGAGGUAGUGGAGUACAUGGUGCAGCACUUCAAGCCUCAGCUGUUUGGCGACAGGAAGCCGGUGUAUGAUGGCAAGAAGAACAUCUACACGGUGCUGGCUCUGCCAAUUGGGAGCGAGAAGGUGGACUUUGAAGUGACCAUCCCGGGCGAGGGCAAGGACCGCAUCUUUAAGGUGUCCAUUCGCUUUCUGGCCAAAGUGUCAUGGCGGUUGCUGCAGGAGACGCUGGUGAGCGGGCGGAUGCAGGUGCCCCUGGACUCGGUGCAGGCGCUGGACGUGGCCAUGAGACACCUGGCCUCCAUGAGGUACACCCCUGUGGGGCGCUCCUUCUUCUCUCCCCCGGAGGGCUACUACCACCCCCUGGGCGGAGGCCGGGAGGUGUGGUUCGGCUUCCAUCAGUCUGUCAGGCCUGCCAUGUGGAAGAUGAUGCUCAAUAUAGAUGUGUCUGCCACGGCCUUCUACAAAGCACAGCCAGUGAUUGAGUUCAUGUGUGAGGUCCUGGACAUCCGCAACAUCGACGAGCAGCCCAAAACCCUUACCGACUCCCAGAGGGUGCGCUUCACCAAGGAGAUCAAAGGUGGGCCUCUCACGACCCUCAAAGGUCUGAAGGUAGAGGUGACGCACUGUGGUCAGAUGAAGAGGAAGUAUCGUGUCUGCAAUGUGACACGUCGCCCCGCCAGCCACCAGACCUUUCCUUUGCAGCUUGAGAGCGGCCAGACAGUGGAGUGUACGGUAGCACAGUAUUUCAAGCAGAAGUACAACCUGCAGCUCAAGUACCCUCACCUGCCCUGCCUGCAGGUGGGACAGGAGCAGAAGCACACCUACCUGCCCCUGGAGGUUUGUAACAUAGUAGCGGGUCAGCGCUGCAUCAAGAAACUGACGGAUAAUCAGACCUCCACCAUGAUCAAAGCCACGGCGCGCUCCGCACCGGACAGACAAGAGGAGAUCAGCAGGCUGAUGAAGAACGCCAACUUCAACCUGGACCCCUACAUUCAAGAGUUUGGCAUCAAGGUGAAGGACGACAUGUCUGAAGUGACGGGGAGAGUGUUGCCCGCUCCCAUCCUGCAGUACGGCGGCCGGAACCGAGCGAUCGCCACUCCCAACCAGGGCGUGUGGGACAUGAGGGGGAAGCAGUUCUACAACGGCAUCGAGAUCAAGGUGUGGGCCAUCGCCUGCUUCGCCCCGCAGAAGCAGUGCCGCGAGGAAGUACUCAAGAACUUCACGGACCAGCUGCGCAAGAUCUCUAAGGAUGCUGGGAUGCCCAUCCAGGGCCAGCCGUGCUUCUGCAAGUACGCGCAGGGAGCUGACAGCGUGGAGCCCAUGUUCAGACACCUGAAGAACACCUACUCUGGCCUGCAGCUCAUCAUCGUCAUCCUGCCCGGCAAGACCCCAGUCUACGCUGAGGUGAAGCGGGUUGGAGACACCCUCUUAGGAAUGGCGACUCAGUGUGUGCAGGUGAAGAACGUGGUGAAGACGUCUCCUCAGACCCUCUCCAACCUCUGCCUCAAGAUCAACGUUAAGCUGGGCGGCAUCAACAACAUCCUUGUCCCACACCAACGGUCUGCAGUGUUCCAGCAGCCUGUCAUCUUCCUGGGGGCAGACGUCACACACCCACCAGCUGGGGAUGGGAAGAAGCCCUCCAUCACUGCGGUGGUGGGCAGUAUGGACGCCCACCCCAGCAGGUACUGUGCCACGGUACGGGUGCAGAGGCCCAGACAGGAGAUUAUCGAGGACCUUUCAUUCAUGGUGCGUGAGCUGCUCAUCCAGUUCUACAAGUCCACGCGCUUCAAGCCCACCCGCAUCAUCUUCUACAGGGACGGAGUUCCCGAAGGACAGCUGCCACAGAUCCUACACUACGAGCUCCUGGCCAUCAGAGAUGCCUGCAUCAAGCUGGAGAAGGACUACCAGCCGGGCAUCACCUACAUCGUGGUGCAGAAACGCCACCACACCCGCCUCUUCUGCGCCGACAAGUCAGAGAGGAUUGGGAAGAGUGGUAAUAUUCCAGCAGGCACCACGGUGGACACCAGCAUUACUCACCCCUUUGAGUUUGACUUCUACCUGUGCAGUCACGCAGGCAUUCAGGGCACGAGCCGCCCCUCUCACUACUAUGUGCUGUGGGACGACAACCGCUUCACCGCGGAUGAGCUGCAGAUCCUCACCUACCAGCUGUGCCACACCUAUGUGCGCUGCACCCGCUCCGUCUCCAUCCCCGCGCCAGCCUACUACGCCCGUCUCGUGGCCUUCCGCGCCCGCUACCACCUGGUGGACAAGGAGCACGACAGUGGGGAAGGCAGCCACGUGUCAGGUCAGAGUAACGGUCGGGACCCCCAGGCUCUGGCCAAAGCCGUGCAGAUCCACACCGACACCCUGAGGACCAUGUACUUUGCCUGAGCACACCAACAGCUCGACCUCAUAUCACUCUUCAUUAUAUCCCACCAAGUCUGGGUGCGGCAUCAGACGUUUCCUGACACACUCGAGCCCCUCCCUCCUCAGCCCACUUCCCACCUCUUGCUCGAGACGAACCUUCAAAUGCACCACACAAGCACCACAGUCUAUCGGGGGUGACCUUCAACACAGCACCUUGUCCCCAAAACUACACGAAGAAGAUGAAGACGAUGAAGAUAUCUCCGUUUGGAUUUACUUGGCAGGCCCAAUAUGCCCCUGCAAGUUCCUCUCUCUUUCUGUUGGUUCCUUUUUUUUCUUACUUUCUUUUAAAGAAGAGCAAUGGUAUUAGUGUUGUGUUCUACCUUUGCUCUUUCAUGUAUGAAAUGUAUGCAUGUAUGCAAUAUGGAGAGGAGGACUGAGUGAAGUGAAACCUAUGAAGUUUUUUUUUGUUUUGUUUUUGUUUUUUGACACCACAACACUGCCUCGAAAUUAGCUCCACGUUUCGGAGCCCAGUGUUUGUGCCCCUUUUGAACAUUACACACACACACACACACACACACACACACACACACACACACACACACACUUGAAUCAGGAGUGGGACAAAACGACUACCCUCACUCUUGUGUUUAUUUUAAUUUUUAUGAAUGACUAUUAUUACAUUUUUAUCGUUUAAAUGGGAAAAGUACGAUUUUUUUUUUCUUUUUUAAAUGGCCUUGAUGGAUGCCAUAAAUGUAAUGGUACAUUAGCACUUAGUGUUAGCUUUGUAGACUGCGUAUGCCCAGCAUCCAUGAAGUGUCUCUGUGUAUGACUUGCAUUAGUGUGACCCAUUACAGAGGUGGUGGGGGGGAAGAGGCUGUAGCAUUACUUUAGGUGCAGAGAGCACUCCUCUGAUCCUGCACUCAACGUGGGCAGAGUAAUUUGUAGCCAAACUUUGCAUAGACUUAGCUAGUGCCAGGUGAUGGCAGAAUUAGCCAAAAAAAGAAGAACCUUAAGUAAAAAGAUAGAACAGACCAAUGAGUGCUUUAAGUAUUAGGCUCAGCACACCGAACACUGAAACCAGCAUUGUAAACCAGCCAAAUGUGAUGCCAACCAUACAGAGUCCGGGGUGCAAGCGUCAUGUUAGGGGAUGCUACACCUCUCAUCUGGCUUUUUUUUUCUUUCUAUGUGGCACUUCCUGUAACUGAAUGAUCCACUUCCUCUAGAGAUGAAAUAUAUAUAUAAAUGCUCUUGUUCUUUUUUUUGUUUAGUUUAUUUGUUAAUUUAAUUUUAAUUUUAUUUUUUUGGAAUAUUUGUUAUUUUGCCUUUGCUGCCACGACCAGUAGGUCUCGAAACCAUACUGACACUUAAGACCUAGUCCUUCCUAUGCACCUGUCACAACAGUCCCCUCUCUACACUCACACCCACAGGUAACUGAAGUGAGCAAUACAAAAAAAUGCUGUUUUGAAUGUUGGCAUCCACGCUCGCGGACGCAGGCCUGUCCAUGACACAACCUAGAGAGCGGACCAGCAUAUAUCUCACCUCUCUCACAACACCCACUCAUAGUGUACAUUCCAGCACAGAGAAGGACACAUACAGAUGCAGCACUGGCUCACACACAUGUAAUGUAAUGCAAUGCAUGAACACAGACCAUGAAGCACACUUCAAAAACGAGAACUUUGUUUUGUAAAUAUUAACUUUCCGCCAUUGCUUGGCUUCAGUCAUCAGAACUCCUCACCACGCCCUGCCACUAAGUACAAACAUACAUGUGCACACACUAGAUUCCCCCUAUGCACCUUUGUUUAUUUCCCAUGUAUACCAAUGCACCGCCUUAAACACUGCCACUUCUUUCCACAAACGACACACAUUCAGCACACGAUUUUACUGGCCUCUCUCUCACCCUUCGCAUCCCCCCCCGGCCUGUUGGCUGCAGAUGCCCAUUGGUGCGCUGUGGGCGUUGGCCACACAGAAGUGAGCAUCUCCCCUCAGGCCCGUGGGGUUUCAAGCACUCAUCUCAAGGCUUUAUGAACUGCAUGUUUUUGUUAGUGGAAACCGGUGAAAGUUGACCCGUGCACCUUGUUUUUAGCAGAUCACGUCUCAAGUCCUGUAGACAAGAGCCGUGGAGCUCUGGCCUCUGCCUGUUGUAUGUUGCCUCGAUCUGAAAUUCGUUUUCUCUCUGUUUUUUUUUUUUGUAACGGUUUAAACAAUUGCACUUGUACCUUCUCUUGUUUUCUCUACAGUUGUGAGUAGUGUCAGACGUUUUCCUCAAGGGGGAGCUGUGGAAAUAUCCCUUUUGAUUUUGAAUUAUCUGCCUCAAAGCACAUCGAGGUGUCCGUUGUAUACUGAGGGUGCCCUUUGAAGUCAAAAGGGAUCAUGCAUUUUUUUUUUACAGUAAGCCAACACUUGUUUUGACUCAUGUUUAAUGGAAUAUUGUGUAAUCAAAAAUGCCUUUGUACAGUGUUGUACCAAUCCUGUAUCUCUGAGGUGAUUUGUAUUUAUAAGUUGCGAUAACUUUUGGGCUGCAUUGGCAUAGACAGAAUUCAUCAAAUGCGUAAGUGAGAACGAGGUAAGAAUUCAGUCGAGGGGGGUAAAAGGGUCUAAAUGGCGUUCAUUUACAGUGGCAUUCAGCCAUGGAAUUGCCCUCCGUUAUAACCUAGAGCCAGUGUUUUCACGUAGAAGUUGAAUAUGAUUUCAAAGAACGAUGGUUCCCCAUAGAGGAACGGUAGCCCUGUUUGCUGCAUUGUUGGGCUGAUCGCUUGCCUUGUCCGUCUGGAUGCAGUUUAUAAGGCAUGAGAGGAUAGUAUGGGGGGCAGAAGAAAUUUGGACAAACCUCCUUGGUGAUGGUCAUAGGAGCACUCACCCUUUCCAAUGCACCCAUUUCACUCUCCUCUGAAACAGGCAUUGCAUACAGGGGAAGACAGUAUAGAGGUACAUUAUCAGAGGGCGCCACAUUCACCCUCACAGAUUUAAGCAAUAUAAAAUAGCCACAGAACAAGUCCUUAUCAUAGCACUUCCCAGUAGAUUUGAAUGAAAGGACACAGAAGCAACUUAUUUUGGCUGUGUAUGUCAUAGUAAUGGGACUUUGUUGGGAGGGUUAUUUUUAAAGAAAAUAAAAAAUUGUUUUUUAUUAA